Messenger RNA from Trichoderma atroviride IMI 206040, 1866 nucleotides. RefSeq lists its product as uncharacterized. Gene Ontology annotation, cellular component: nucleus. NCBI's taxonomy places the organism in Eukaryota, Fungi, Ascomycota, Sordariomycetes, Hypocreales, Hypocreaceae. Gene Ontology annotation, biological process: positive regulation of transcription by RNA polymerase II. The record is from RefSeq and is a predicted model, not a curated record.
AUGUCGGCCCAGGUCCCCGAGGCCGUCCAGGCUCUGUCUCCAAGCCUCGACAAGUCGGCAUCGCCCGCAGACGCAUCGUCAACUGCCAGCGCCAAUGGCAGCUCCGGCACCGCCACCAAUACCAGCGCCAGCAACAAUGGCGGCAGCACUUCGUCCAGCGCGCAGGUUUCGCCGCCGCUCGGCGACUCGAUGGACACGCCCCGAGCGCUUGUCUGCCGCUGGAGCCAGUGCAACCAGAAAUUUACCAAUGCAGAGGUCCUCUAUGAACACAUCUGUGAGCGUCAUGUUGGUCGCAAAAGCACAAACAACCUGAGCCUCACUUGCCAGUGGAACUCUUGCCGCACCACCACCGUCAAGCGUGAUCACAUCACUUCACACAUCCGUGUUCACGUUCCCCUCAAGCCUCACAAGUGCGAAUUCUGCGGCAAGUCGUUCAAACGGCCACAGGACUUGAAGAAGCACGUCAAGACUCAUGCCGAUGACUCAGUCCUUUCCCGGCCCGGCCAGGAUAACCCACCAGGUAUGAACUACAGACCACAGGUGCCAAAGCCCCCCAGCUACUACGACCAUAAUGGGCAGAUGCGAAGCCCUGUCCCUGGCUAUCCUCAACCCGGCUAUUACGCUCCUCAGCCGUCGACAAACUAUGGACUCUACUUUAACCAGCAGCAUGUCAACACCGCUCCCCGCAGCGAACAGCACAUUGGCUACACAGCUGGAUAUGAGCGUAAGCGUACGUACGAUAUUGUCGACGACUUCUUCGGCAGCGCCAAACGCCGCCAGGUCGAUCCGACUUCGUAUGCCCAGAUUAGCCGCUCCCUGCUCCCUCUCCACGGCGCGCUGGCCAUGUCCAACGGACCCAUGACUGCCACGGAGCCCUAUCUUGCCCAGCCAGCCGGCCAUGCUGCGAUCCACGCAGCCCCUGUACCCAGCCAGAAUCCUUUGGCGCAGCAAUACUACCUCCCCAUGCCCAAUGCGAGGACGCAAAAAGAUCUCAUCCAGAUCGACCAUCUCCUAGGCCAGAUGCAGGACACAAUCUACGAGAAUUCUGCCCAUGCUACUGCCGGAAUCCAUCCUCAUGACGGCCAGUUUGCUGGAUACCGCAGCGCCCAAUCACCCACUGCUCUUCAUCGAGGCCCGGCUGGUAUGCACGUCGGCACUGACGGCUACCACCAUCCUGUCUCGGCCGCCAACAUGGCCUCCCCGUUGACUGCCAUCUCAUCCCACGGCACUCCUGCAGUGACACCGCCCUCCAGCGCCAUGUCCUAUUCCUCUGGCCACUCACCAAGCCCCUCAGCUUCCUCGGGAUUCUCGCCGCAAUCUCGCCACAGUUCAACUGUCUCAUCAGUCAUGUAUCCUAGCCUCCCCACCAGUCUGCCUACCGUCAGCCAUGGAUUUGGCCAGUCUACUACAGCGACACUGGGUCCUAGCUUUGACGCCGGCGAGCGCCGUCGUUACUCUGGCGGUAUGCUCCAGCGGGCUCGCGGUGCACCACCAUCGCCGCCGCUGCCGUCUUCUGGCGAGGCGAACGGCGCAACGACUCCUAAAGCAAGUGAAUCUGCGCCAUCGAUCGGGUCUCCUUCUUCUGAUUCAUCAGAUGUCAGUGAGGGCACUCGUGAGCGAGAAGAGCGUUACGAGAGAUGGGUCGGGGAUAUGCGGGCGAUCGAAACACUUCGCGAAUACGUCCGAGCACGCCUAGAUCGCAGAGACUAUGUAGAUGAGUAUCCAAACAUUGGUACAAUCGGCAAGGAUGUUGACGCCAUGGACCUUGACGGCAAGUCCAGGAGUCCGCUUGCCAAUGAACGUCCCCAGUCUAAGGAGAGCACCUCCCUGUAUCCCAUUCUUCCCCUUCCCGGAACCAGGUCAUGA